UACCCCUUCACUUUUCACCAAAUCCCCAACCCUUUCUUUACAGUCAGGUCAUCAAACCACAAUUCUACACCACCGUCGUUCGUUCGACAGCUCGCCGAAAGAACUGCCAUCAUGAGCGGCCAGGACACCCUGUUCCGUUCGGCGAAGAUGUCGCUCGUACAGUUGUACGUUGCAACAGAAAUAAGCCGGGAGGCCAUCAGUGAGUUGGGCGAGGUGGGGAUGCUCCAGUUUAGAGAUUUAAAUGCGGAGACAUCCGCUUUUCAGAGAACUUUCACGAAGGAUAUUCGCCGGUUGGAUAAUGUUGAACGGCAGCUUCGGUUUUUCGGAGCGCAAAUGGAAAAGAAUUCGGUUCCUGUCCGACCCGUUCCCGAUAAUGCGAGUCUCACCGCCGCCCCUAGCGCCUCGGAGAUCGAUUACCUUGCUACCCGUGCGGACGAAUUGGAAGUGAGGGUCAGUCAGUUGAACGCUUCUCAUGAAACCCUCCAGAAACGAUGGGUUGAGCUCGUCGAGUUUCGCUGGGUAUUAAGGGAGGCUGGUGGAUUCUUUGAUCGUGCUCAUGGCCAGGCCGAGGAGAUUCGCCGUGGGUCUACUGAUGAGCCCACUGCGCCUUUACUGGAAGACGUCGAGCAAUCCACUCCUGCUGGCAGCGCUGGGCAUGUAGAUACGAUGUUCCAGACGAUGAAUAUUGGCUUCGUUGCUGGUGUGAUUCGCAGGGAUAGGAUUGCCGCGUUCGAGAGGAUCCUUUGGCGAACAUUGAGAGGGAAUCUUUAUAUGAACCAGUCGGAGAUUGAUGAGCCCAUUGUCGACCCGAGCACCAAUGAACCUGUUGACAAGAAUGUCUUCGUAAUUUUCGCUCACGGAAAGGAGAUUUUGGCCAAGAUUCGUAAGAUUUCGGAGUCUCUUGGCGCUGGUCUCUACAGUGUCGAUGAGGAUAACACUCUUCGCAGGGAUCAGCUUCACGAGGUCAACAGUAGGAUUAAUGAUCUUGAUUCUGUCUUGCACAAUACUAGGAAUACGUUGACAAGUGAGUUGAGGAUGAUUGCGCAGAAUCUUGCGAGCUGGAUGGUGGUGAUCAAGAAGGAGAAGGCGAUCUACCAGACGUUGAAUUUGUUUAAUUACGACUCGGCAAGGAAAUGUUUGAUUGCGGAAGGGUGGCUACCGACGAACCAGUUGCCACUUAUUCAGAAGCGUCUGAGAGAUGUUACGGAUCGCGCCGGGCUUCAGGUUCCCACGAUUGUCAACGAGCUCAGGACGACAAAGACGCCUCCAACGUAUCACAAGACGAAUAAGUUCACUGUCGGGUUUCAGACCAUUGUGGAUGCUUAUGGUGUUGCGAAAUACCGUGAAGUUAAUCCCGGGUUGGCGGCAAUUGUUACAUUUCCGUUCUUGUUCGCCGUUAUGUUUGGUGAUAUUGGACACGGUCUUAUUUUGCUCCUUACGGCAGCUGUAAUGAUAUGGUACGAGAAGAAACUUGAGAAGCAAAAGGUCUUUGAGCUCUUCGAUAUGGUAUUCUUUGGAAGAUAUAUUAUGUUGCUUAUGGGAGUUUUCUCCGUUUACACUGGUCUCAUCUAUAACGAUGUCUUCUCCAAGCCGCUCACCUUGUUCAAGAGUCAGUGGGUAUACCCCGAGCACUUCAAGAUCGGGGAGGGUAUUGAGGCACAAAAGGUGCCUGGUUACACAUAUCCUUUCGGUUUGGAUUGGCAGUGGCAUGGAGCGGAGAAUAGUUUACUGUUUACAAACAGUCUUAAGAUGAAGCUAAGCAUCAUCAUGGGAUGGUUUCACAUGACAUAUUCUCUUUGCCUCUCGCAAUACAAUCACCGAUACUUUAAGUCCAGGAUUGAUACAUGGGGUAACUUUAUCCCGGGCAUGAUCUUCUUCCAGUCGAUCUUCGGUUAUUUAGUGCUUACUAUUGUCUACAAAUGGUCCGUUGAUUGGGUUGCCCUUGAUAAGAAUCCUCCCAGCAUAUUGAAUCUUCUCAUCUACAUGUUCCUCUCCCCUGGGACAGUCACAGAGCCUCUUUACCCUGGCCAGGCAACCAUUCAAGUUCUUUUGCUGUUGGUCGCAUUGGCCUGUGUGCCCUGGAUGUUGCUUCUCAAGCCUCUCUACCUCCGAUGGGAGCACAACAAGCACCAUGCAGCCGGUUACCAAGGGCUGGGCCAAGUCUCCAGAGAGAUGAAGGAAGAAGAGGAAUUCGAGUUUAGCGAAGUGAUGAUCCACCAGGUCAUCCACACUAUCGAAUUCUGCCUCAAUUGUAUCUCGCACACAGCCUCAUACCUCCGUCUAUGGGCUUUGUCGCUAGCACACGCUCAGUUGUCGAUCGUGCUCUGGGACAUGACGAUGGCUGUUGGGUUUGGGUUUGAGGGGACUAUUGGAGUGAUCAUGAUGGUUAUUCUAUUCUCUUUCUGGCUAAAUUGUACCCUUGCGGUGCUGGUAAUUAUGGAGGGAACUAGCGCCAUGUUGCACAGUUUGCGUUUGCAAUGGGUUGAGGCUAUGAGCAAAUUCUUUAUCGGAGAUGGCAUCGCUUUCGAACCGUUUAGCUUCAAGUUACUACUCGAGGAGGCCGCAGAUCAAUAGAGGAUAAACGAACCACGACUAAUUGUAACGGCUUGGCAAACUGAUUGGUUUAGCUACUAGCGGUCUGGUGGGGGUUAAUAUUACACAUCAGUGUUGUGAUUUUUUUUCUUGCUUUUGUUGCGUUUUCCAUGUGUUGUUUGUAGUUCUAUUCCAGAUUUGCUGAGGGAUGCGAUGUAGAGUAGUUGUCGAGUUUGAGAGCGAAUGAAACCUUAAUUAGGUAUUUUG
Tuber melanosporum (Perigord truffle) is the source of this 2799-nucleotide messenger RNA. RefSeq lists its product as uncharacterized. Gene Ontology annotation, biological process: proton transmembrane transport; vacuolar acidification. Gene Ontology annotation, molecular function: ATPase binding; proton-transporting ATPase activity, rotational mechanism. Lineage: Eukaryota; Fungi; Ascomycota; Pezizomycetes; Pezizales; Tuberaceae. The record is from RefSeq and is a predicted model, not a curated record. The transcript has 6 exons. Gene Ontology annotation, cellular component: fungal-type vacuole membrane; vacuolar proton-transporting V-type ATPase complex; vacuolar proton-transporting V-type ATPase, V0 domain. The coding region runs from base 112 to 2574 and encodes 820 amino acids.